AUGAGCCAAGAAAUUCAUAGUCAGUACGACUCGAUUCUAAUCCUCGAUUUCGGGUCGCAGUACUCGCAUCUUAUCACGCGGAGAUGCCGUGAGCUGAACGUGUACUGUGAGAUGCUCCCCUGUACCCAAAAGAUCGCUGAGCUGUCCUGGAAGCCGAAAGGCAUCAUUUUGUCGGGUUCGCCAUAUUCAGUGUAUGAUGACGUGGCUCCGCGCGUAGAUCCAGAUGUGUUCACAUAUGGUGUUCCAGUGCUUGGUAUAUGUUAUGGUCUACAAGAAAUGGCGUGGAAUCACGGCGGUCGGGUCGACCCACAUGACACGCGCGAAUAUGGACACGCCACGAUCCAAGUCCUUUCGACAGGCAAUGGAAACGCCGAUGCGCUGUUUUACGGUCUAGGAAACGACCUGACUGUGUGGAUGUCCCAUGGAGACCAGUUGUCGAAGAUGCCUGAAGGCUUUGAGAUCAUUGCGCACACGGCCAGUGCGCCGUACGCAGCCAUUGCCCACAAAGAGAAGCCAUUUUACGGCAUCCAGUUCCAUGCGGAAGUGACUCACACUGCAUGCGGUAAAGGCAUCUUUGAAAACUUUGUCGAUCGGAUCUGUGGCUGCCAGCGCAACUGGACUAUGGAGACAUUCAUUGACAAGGAGAUUGCACGUAUCCGCGAAAUGGUCGGACCAACGAGCCGGGUCAUUGGGGCCAUUUCCGGUGGUGUCGACAGCAGUGUUGCAGCGAAGAUUAUGCACGAAGCUAUUGGUGACCGCUUUCAUGCCAUCAUGGUCGACAAUGGUGUGCUGCGCAUGAAUGAGGCAAAGCAGGUGUAUGAGAUGCUUUCUGAACACCUGGGUGUGCAACUAACGGUCGUUGAUGCAUCAGACCUUUUCCUUGGCCGACUCCAGGAUGUGGAAGAUCCGGAGCGGAAACGCAAGAUCAUCGGGAACACAUUCAUUGAAGUGUUCGAAAGAGAGGCAGAGCGGCUAGAGAAGGACGCUGAGGCGCAAGAGGCUCAGGCGCUCUCUCACGGCGGUGCUCCGGGCAAGAUUGCUGGCAAGUAUGAAUUCUUGCUGCAGGGCACACUCUAUCCCGAUGUGAUUGAGAGUAUUAGCUUCAAAGGGCCUAGUGCCACAAUCAAAACACACCACAACGUCGGCGGUUUGCUAGAAGAUAUGAAGCUCAAGCUGAUCGAGCCAUUGCGGGAACUAUUCAAGGACGAAGUUCGCGAACUCGGAAAGUUGAUGGGCAUUCCUGAGCACCUUGUGAUGCGGCAUCCGUUCCCUGGACCUGGCUUGGCCAUCCGCAUCCUUGGCCCUGUUACGCGCGAGCAGGUCAAGCUGCUUCAGCACGCCGACAAGAUCUACGUGGAAGAGAUUUGGAAGGCUGGUGUGUACAAUGAAAUUAGUCAGGCCUUCGCCGUCCUCCUCCCGGUACGAGCCGUGGGCGUGCAGGGCGACAAGCGCACGUAUGACCAAGUCAUUGCUCUGCGCGCCGCGCAAACUACCGACUUUAUGACUGCGACGUGGUAUCCAUUUGACUAUGCACUCUUGUCUCGCAUUUCUAAUCGCAUUACGAAUGAGGUCCAAGGGGUGAACCGGGUAGUUCUUGAUGUGUCGUCCAAGCCACCAGCAACGAUUGAGUGGCUCUAA
Malassezia globosa CBS 7966 is the source of this 1638-nucleotide messenger RNA. RefSeq lists its product as uncharacterized. Gene Ontology annotation, biological process: GMP biosynthetic process. The transcript has a single exon. The coding region runs from base 1 to 1638 and encodes 545 amino acids. The record is from RefSeq and is a predicted model, not a curated record. NCBI's taxonomy places the organism in Eukaryota, Fungi, Basidiomycota, Malasseziomycetes, Malasseziales, Malasseziaceae. Gene Ontology annotation, molecular function: GMP synthase activity; GMP synthase (glutamine-hydrolyzing) activity; ATP binding. Gene Ontology annotation, cellular component: cytosol.